GCGCACUCAAGUGCUUGAAUUUUGUUGCGUUGUGUAGCUCCAAGGGAAGACUGGCAAUGAAGAGAAGCUAUGAAGGGAACAUCUGCAUAGAAGGCAGAUCCAGGAUCCCAGUGACGAUGUCGAAGCACCACGAUGCAGGGACCGCUUUCAUCCAGACCCAGCAGCUGCACGCUGCCAUGGCAGACACCUUCCUGGAGCACAUGUGCCGCUUGGACAUCGACUCGGAGCCAACCAUUGCGAGAAACACUGGCAUCAUCUGCACCAUCGGCCCAGCCUCCCGCUCGGUGGAGAAGCUGAAGGAAAUGAUUAAAUCUGGAAUGAAUGUUGCCCGCCUCAACUUCUCUCACGGCACCCAUGAGUAUCAUGAGGGCACAAUCAAGAAUGUGCGAGAAGCUACAGAGAGCUUUGCCUCUGAUCCCAUCACCUACAGACCUGUGGCUAUUGCACUGGAUACCAAGGGACCUGAAAUCCGAACUGGACUCAUUAAGGGAAGUGGCACAGCAGAAGUGGAGCUGAAGAAGGGUGCACCGCUCAAAGUGACCCUGGAUGAUGCCUUCAUGGAGAACUGCGAUGAGAACGUGCUAUGGGUGGACUACAAGAACCUCACCAAGGUUGUAGAAGUUGGCAGCAAAAUCUAUGUGGAUGAUGGUCUCAUUUCCUUGCUGGUUAAGGAGAAAGGCAAGGACUAUGUCAUGACGGAGAUCGAGAACGGUGGCAUGCUGGGCAGCAAGAAGGGAGUGAACCUGCCUGGUGCUGCAGUUGACCUGCCUGCGGUCUCUGAAAAGGACGUUCAGGACCUAAAAUUCGGUGUGGAGCAGAACGUAGAUAUGGUGUUUGCUUCCUUCAUCCGCAAAGCUGCUGAUGUCCAUGCCGUCAGGAAGGUGCUAGGGGAGAAGGGAAAGAACAUCAAGAUCAUCAGCAAGAUCGAGAACCACGAGGGUGUGCGCAGGUUUGAUGAGAUCAUGGAGGCCAGUGAUGGCAUUAUGGUGGCCCGAGGUGACCUGGGAAUCGAGAUCCCUGCUGAAAAAGUCUUCCUCGCCCAGAAGAUGAUGAUUGGACGCUGCAACAGGGCUGGCAAACCCAUCAUCUGUGCCACUCAGAUGCUGGAAAGCAUGAUCAAGAAACCUCGCCCGACCCGCGCCGAGGGCAGCGAUGUUGCUAAUGCUGUCCUGGAUGGAGCAGACUGCAUCAUGCUGUCCGGAGAGACUGCCAAGGGAGACUACCCGCUCGAGGCUGUGCGCAUGCAGCAUGCUAUUGCCCGGGAGGCCGAAGCCGCCAUCUUUCACAGGCAGUUGUUUGAGGAACUGCGUCGUCUGACUUCCCUGAACUGUGAUCCCACGGAGGCCGCCGCUGUUGGCGCUGUGGAAGCGUCCUUCAAGUGCUGCAGCGGGGCCAUUAUUGUCCUCACCAAGUCUGGAAGGUCAGCACACCUGGUGUCCCGGUACCGCCCGCGGGCUCCCAUCAUCGCUGUGACCCGUAAUGACCAGACGGCGCGCCAGGCCCACCUCUACCGGGGCAUCUUCCCGGUCCUGUGCAAAGAACCAGCCCACGACGCAUGGGCGGAGGAUGUGGACCUCCGCGUGAACCUGGGCAUGAAUGUUGGCAAAGCGCGUGGGUUCUUCAAGAGCGGCGACCUGGUCAUCGUGCUGACCAACACCAUGCGCGUGGUGCCCGUUCCCUGA
Molecule: messenger RNA, 1682 nt
Organism: Fulmarus glacialis (Northern fulmar)
Lineage: Eukaryota; Metazoa; Chordata; Aves; Procellariiformes; Procellariidae
Product: pyruvate kinase PKM
Exons: 11
Coding region: 57-1682 (541 amino acids)
Biological process (GO): cellular response to insulin stimulus; glycolytic process
Cellular component (GO): cytoplasm
Molecular function (GO): pyruvate kinase activity; magnesium ion binding; potassium ion binding
Source: RefSeq, a predicted model, not a curated record